Amoebophrya sp. A25 is the source of this 7116-nucleotide messenger RNA. Lineage: Eukaryota; Dinophyceae; Syndiniales; Amoebophryaceae. The record is from the annotation of a GenBank genome assembly.
AGUCGCAAGAACGCCCACCAACCUUCAAGUCAAACGGUUAGUUAGAGUUCCAUUUCCGAAACUAAAGUGUAAUAAACUCCAUCUCAACUCAUAAGCGCUUUCUUGUAGUAGAAGUGAUAGCCUAGAAGUACUCGUUCUCGUACACGACUAGUAACUUGCUUCUUAAGGAAAGUUAUAAUAACUUUUUAUAAUAGAAAAUCUUUAAGGAGAUCGAUUUCCUUAAGGAAGUAGCUCCUUAAGGAAGCCCCUUAAGGAAGCUCCUUAAGAGAUUUCCGCCAAUUGCUAAUACUAUAAAUACUAAUAUAAUAUAUAUUUGUUCCACCAGGGCUCAGGGCUGAAGGCCCCUCCCUCCAGAUCUAACUUGUUGAGGGGGGGGGCCUCCAGCCCCGGACCCUUUUUCCGAGGGGCUGCCAGGCGGGAAGGCCUCGAGGCGCCCACCUCUGACCCCUUCCCGCUUCUUGCCUGGACCCUACAGCGCCACCAUGCCGGAGGCCGUUGAAGCAUUGAAGAGCGGGCUUGGACGGCUUCCGAAUGUGGCAAAGGUGGCAAGGCGUGACCCCCUUGGCGUGUUGCAUGUACCCGGCCGACCUGCCUAAGGUCGCAAGGCUGGAGCCCCUUGGCGUUUUGCGUGUACCCUACAGACCUGGAGAAGGUGCAAAGGUGGCAAGGCUGGAGCCCCUUGGCGUGUUGCAGUUACCCUACAGACCUGGCGAAGGUGCAAAGGUGGCAAGGCUGGACCCCUUUGGCGUGUUGCUUGUGCCUUACGGACCUUGGGGCGCCUCCCUUCUUUCGGCUCUUUUUGCCGUUCUCUUCCCCCACUGUGAUACGCCAGAGGCGACCACGCCACGGGUGGGCGCUUCUCGUCGCUCGUUCCGCUCUCGUCCCUCGUUCUGCUCUCGUUCCUCGUUCUUCUCUCGUUCCUCGUUCUGCUCUCGUUCCUCGUUCUGCUCUCGUCCUUCGUUCUGAUCUCGAUCUUCUCUCGUCCCUCGUCGUCGCUCGUUCUUCUCUUGUCCCUCGUCGCUCGUUCUGCUCUUGUCCCUCGUCGCUCGUUCUGCUCUCGUCGCUCUUCCUCCCUCCCUGGUGCAUAUUUAAAUAUGUAUAUAUUACACGCCUCCUACUUGCUUCAGCGUUGCAUCACUAAUCGUGAUCAUCAUCAGCAUAAACAUUGACAUUAUCGUCAAACGGAAAACAAGGUACUAUGUUUGUAUUUCUAUUUAGCUCUUUCUGACUUAUAUUCUAUCAUUACUAGUCUUGCUACUUUCAACAUUUCGCUCCCAUCUACUAGUCCUCUUCUAGAUCAUACUUAUUUCAAGAAUUUCAGUUUUACUACUUACUAGCACGGAUCUUUAUCUACUAAAGAAACACUGGGUAGUAGGACCGACCAAAAGAUGGGCGCCGUUCUCGGGAAACCAGCUCCAGGCUGGUAUGUCGUUGUGUUGGUGUACAUUUUUACGAUAGACACGACUUCUGCCGUCCUGUUGCUCACGAAGAUUCGAGCCGCCGUGGAGGCACCGAACAAGGCAGAUCAUGACAAGGGGGCAGACGAGGCUGUGCUCCAAUACAUGAUUAACAAGCGUGCGGAGGUACUCAGGACGAGGACAAUGCUGGAAUUAAGGCACGUCUGGACGACUCAAAAAUACAGUGACAAAAUGUACAAGGCACUGGAAGCCUACAUUACAGAAGAGCAUGAGGACCCCUGGGUGCAAAGGAGAGCCCAUGGAGAAUGGUUUGAUAAGCGUUUCCAGGAAAGCUUGAAUCUGGUAAACAAAUGGUAUACAGACCUCGAAAAGCGUAAUUUGAAGAAGCCGCUGAUUGACGCAUUCUGUGACGCGGCCUCGCCAGCGCGACAGCUGCUGACCAAGCCUCCUUCUGGCGCGUCGGAUGCCGCUGGAGAGGGCUACAUUUUUGACAAAGUAGGACUAUGCGACGUCGAAGUGGAUUCUCGUCCUUCUGAUGUUUUCCCACAAUUUGGCCUUGCCUUGGGCGUUGAUGCUCUUCUAGAGUGGCUGGCAGGAUACAUCGUGAUGCCCGUAAAGUCAUUUACGGACGUCGAUGAUAAGAACCGCGAUCCCUCCGCCCCUUCCUUUUGCUACUGGUUGUACGACGUGCGCACGGACACGAAUCCGGAAUCGCCGCGCGUGCAAGCUGCGCUAGCCAUGGAGUACGCUUUUCUGUUCCUAAAACUAACUGGGAGUUCCCAUCUUUUUACUCACGAACACGAUGGCAAACAACUUCAACUUCUCCAGACGCUGUUUCUACCAUCCCAGUUCUCCACAGAAGUCGAAGAUUUGGUUUUCGAAUGGGACAAGGAUCUCCCGGAGGUGGCGGGGGUGCCAGAUCAUGGGUUCAUUAUGCAUCGGUCUUCGUUUAUCCCUCUGCAGCUCUUAUUCGAAAGCGUCUUACGAUUGUACGACCCAGCGAGUCGGACUUUCGGUCAGCGCCUCGGUCUGAAUAUGUUGAGUCAACUGCUGCCUGAAGUUAACGAACAGGACGACGCGGGAAGCAGGUCGUCGUUGGCUCCUCUGAUAGGUCCGAUCAACAUGUCGAUGUCGAAGUCUGGCCGCCUUUCCGACUUUUCCCUUUUCUAUCGGAAAAUAUCAGCUGGCACUUUGUUGUCUUUGGUGCAGUCCUCUUUUCUUGGUACUCCUGGUGACGAUGAAGGCGCGGGCGCCAGAAAUACUGGAGCAGUGGUGUUGGAGUCGAAGAAGCAUGACUCGUAUGCGUAUAUGGCCAAAGGAGCUCUGGAUGUCGCAGCUCUUUACAAGACACGCCUCCCCACUUAAGGCUUCCCCUAAUCCAUCUCUUCUAUACAUAGCGAUGAUCCUUCAAGAACAGUAUGCACCCCAAUAAAAGAAAGGUGCUGACGCAUGUGCUUGAGGGAUUUCCACAGGGAUGAACUGGGGAGAGGUCUAACUAGAAACGACUGCGCACUUCGGGUAUAUCCUAAUCCUGACGCCAUAUGUGAUUAAGGGCGCGCCUAGCAAAAGCGAGGCUGUCAAACUAAUGGUUACGGGAACAACGGCGCCGCCCAAUGUCCUUGAAGAUGGUGGUAAGUUGCCUGAGCAUGGCAAUUUUUUUACGACGCCGCUCACCCCAGUGAUCGGAGUCUCCGGCGCACAAUCGGAAAAGGAGUGGGUAACUCUCUUCGGGAGCGGAACGUUGAGCAUCCAGGAUGUUUUUCUUUUUUCUAGACUUGGCCAUUGGAAAAAGACUUUGCAGGAGCAGGUUCGCGCGACUACAACUCGAACUCCACAGACAAAUUAUAAGGAUUCUGCUGAUUUCAAUUAAGGGCAGGCUUUAUCCAUCUUUCUCAGCAUCUCGAUAACGAUACCCUUUUCCCUUGGAUUUCACGGAAAAAGGGGUCGACAAGAGGGGGCCGAGAUGAAGAAAAGCCGGCGACUCUAAUUCGAAGCCUUUUCCACUGACCUAAUGGCGAGUCUGUCGGAUGCCGCAGGGAUGAACUACAAGAACAAGAAGUUCCGCGCAGACGGGAAGGGCGAUGUUGAUGAAUACUUCGGCUUGCCGGAUUCCCUGCACAUGAUUUUGAAGCACAUUUGGGGAUCUUCAUAUUCUGCGAACAUGCCAGAAGCUAUCGUGGUCGGAAAAUUGAUACAAACGCCACUGAACGCGGCAUAGUGCGACGAUCCUUCUUAGACUGUUUCCUGUAGGGAAGAGUGAGAACUUAUAAUUUGCGCCGUGGUGUCUGUGUAUUUCUACUGAGUGCACAGACCUUGUUGAUCAUGAUCUUCUAUUCGAAGCUAUUAAGAUAUUAAAAGCGGAGAAGGUAUUAGCAUCACCAUGAGCAAGGCGAAAGCGAAACUUAUAAUAUAGAUGUUCCAGGGCUCAGGGCGGGAGGCCCCCCCUCGAUCUAACUUUUUGAGGGGAGGCCCCCAGCCCCGGACCCUCUUGCCGAGGGGCUGCCGGGCGGGAAGGCCUCAAAGCGCCCACUUCUGACCCCUUCCCGCUUCUUGCCUGUACCCUACAGACCUGGCAAAGGUGGCAAAGGCUGGGCCCUCUUGUCGUGUUGCAUGCGCCCGACAGAGCUGGCAGAGGAGGCAAGGCGGGACCCGCCCCCUUGGCGUGCUGCAUGUACCCGACAGACCUGGCAAAGGUGGCAAGGGUGGACCCCUCUGGCGAGUUGCAUGGGCCCAACCCUACGCCAAGGGGGUGGGUCCCGCCUUGCCUCCUCUGCCAGCUCUGUCGGGUACACGCAACACGCCACAUCCGGAAGCCUUCCAAGCCCGCCCUUCAAUGCUUCAACGGCGUCCGGCAUGGUGGCGCUGUAGGGUCCAUGCAAGAAGCGGGAAGGGGCCAGAAGUGGGUGCCUUGAGGCCUUCCCGCUUGGCAGCCCCUCGACAGACCUGGCAAAGGUGGCAAGGCUGGACCCCUCUGGCGUGGUCCACCACCGAUCCAUCCACCGGGGGGGGGCCUCCCUCCCUGGUACAUAUAUGAUAGAUCAUCGGAGCCGUGCGAGGAGUACGCAGUAGAUAUGGCUACAUACUACAAUAUUAUAUUAGAGUAAGGCCAAUAACGGGUUUCGAGUUGCUCGAGUUGCCACGAGUUGCUCGAGUUGCCGAAGCGAAGAGCUUCACCCCUGGAACGAGUUGCCACGAGUUGCCGGAAGGUGUCCGCUCCAUCGAAAUGGAGCGAAGCAGGUCGGUGCGAGCACCAACCUAGCCGCUCGAAGUGGCGAAGUGUAGGAGGCUGCCGCUUUUGUUGUUGCUCAUGAAGGGGGCAAUCGGGUACGGAGGGCGCCUGAGCCCUUAUGCCUUCUUUUUUGUAGCUUGCGCCCGGGCGCUUAUUAAAGCACAACCAAGGCCAAGGGGGCGAAGGACUCGCCUCUUUGUUGUUUUUGUUUGGUGUCAGUGUCGCGGUGGCGUGUGGUGUCGUCUAGUCGCUGACGAUCUCUCCCUUUUUUCUUCGGAUGUGUGCCCAAUGAGUCCACUUCGGGGGUGAGAGCGAAUGGCCCCCGUCCGCUUUAUAGGGCUGCGCGUCCAGCCUUGCUUGGGGUGAGUAGACUAGAGAAAGCAUUCCACUGGGUGGAAGUGGGGGCUGGAAGUGGAUCAUCGCACUAGUUUCGUCGUCUUUACUUAGAUGCCGCGAGUAACUAGAUGACCAAGCAGGCGGGUGGCUGAGUAGAAUGCGACGAGUUUCGAGCCCGAGACGGUUACUCGCUCCUGUCUAAAUCAAGGAUCAGAGACACGGCUCGCAGUGUCGUACGCUCCUGCUAAGGUUUCGCGGAGUCUCAUAAAGCCGCGCCCGAAGGGCGCCGCGUAAAAAAUUAGGGUGGGCAACUCGAGCAACUCGAGCAACCCGAGCAACUCGACCCGAUACGGGUCAAAAAGUGCCUUAUUCUAUUAUAUAUGUUUUAGGGCUGCACGGUGCCCCCCCUUGUGGUAUGGUCUGGGUUGGCGCGCGCGCUCUUUUCCGCGCUGAUUUUCGCGGAUUCUAUUUACGGAAGGCGUCAGUUGAACUAGGCGCGGGCGCCCCCUUGCGCCUCUCUCUGUGUCCUUCAGGGACCUCCUGGCCUCUGCUGACUCUCGCAGGCGGGAGGUCCCCGGGGUAAAAGGCCGCCGAAGGCGGGCACUGUCUCAAGAGCAAGCAAGCCGAUGACCAAGGGCCCGAAGGGUACCGGCCGCGCGGCUCAGGGGGUCCAGUCACUUCCCUUUUGCCGCCUUCGGAGGCCUCUCAAAUCCGGCGCACUGCUGCGGCGGCGAAGCAUAUAGGAGGCAGGGAGGGCACAGGCAGGCACCUGGAAGGGAGCGCAGGCGGCCCCUUGGGCUGCUUCUGAAGCUUUUCACCUUCGGAAGGCCUGGAGGGAACACCCAGGCAGCCGGAAGGGAGCGGAGGAGGCCCCUUGGCCCCCUUUUGAGGCCUUCCACCCUCGGCAGACGCCUUCAAGAGGGGCCCGGGGCUACUGGUGCCCCCCCUACGCUAGGGGGUCAUGUAUAGUUUUGCUUUUGUCUUGCUCUUGGUCAAUGGUCAUCCAGCUGCUGCGCCUUAUUAGUUAGUCACCCAUUUUUCUGAUUUCGAAAAAUGAUCUAUCUGACGCCUGACGGUCAGUCAGCGGGGAUUCUUUGUGUGUAGAAAUUCUUGAUGUGAAAUUUUGCAUCGAAUUUUUGGUCAUGAAGAACUUGAAUGAUGUGGUUUCUUUUUUUCCGUAUGAAAAUUUUAUUUUUCAAAAGAUCAGAUCUUGAACUAUUAGUACGUAGUACAACUACCCCGUCUUCACAUAUAACAUAAGAAGAUCAACAUGAUCCAGUGCUUCCUCGAAGAUCCUGCUAAUUCAUUGUUCAAAAGCUCAGCAACGGGAUGCGAAUGCUCAUACAUUGUAGAUUCCAAAAUGAAGAUCAUCUAAUGUUGAACAUCAAGAAUUUAUAGUUACGAUCAUCUACUAAUGGUCGUGGAGGAGCUCCAGAGGGGGGGGUUUUCCACAUCACAUCAGAAGGUCAGAGGGUCAUAUAAUCUGCUAUGUAUUGAAGUUCCCAACACUGGUAGGGUUAGAUCCUUCGUUACACGCGGGGGGCAUGGAUAUGCGUCGGGGAAUUGAUGCCCGAAAGAGAAGCACAGUGGGUAGAAAAUUAUCUUCUCGAGGAAAUCAUCCUCGUCAAGUUGCGCAUUCGCAUCGGUCUAGAUGUUGGUGUUGGAGCCGUAAUAAUAUAUAAGGUCUUGUAGUCGUGCUCGUGACCUACCGUAAUACCAGAAUACCAGAAGACAUUGAUUUAUUUUUGAAUUCCUUUCACCGACAGACAUCAUUAAUAUUUCUUUUUUUUCAUAGGAAGCAAGCAACGUACGAAGGUUCGUUGUUCGUCUACGUCGUGAUUAUUUUUGAAUUAAAAAAAGACCAUGGGUUCUCGUAGUCGUUAUCGAUUUUUUCAUUAUCACUCGUUUUCCUUUUCGUUUUGCUUUUGUACAGGUGAAACUGUGGACGGCGAGUCAACUCCUAUCCUAUCAUAUCCUCGCGGACCAGGAAGGAUAAGGCGUAGAAAUUGAUAAGAUAAAAUAAAAAGAUGUAGAUCAUUUUCCUUCUCAUGAUCCAAUGCUCCCUUGAAGAUCCUGCUAAUUUAUUGUUCAAAAGCUCAGCAACGGGAUGCGAAUGCUCAUACAUUGUAGAUU